AUGCCUCAACUAGUUGUGAGGCAGUGGCUUAGGAUUGUCAGUGUGCAAGAGGAAGUGCUGUUACUGGCAGGAUCACUAGAGAUGCAUUGCAAGUUUGUGCUGACUCUGCUGACUGGGCUGGUAGAGUGUAUGUGCUUCGCAGGAGUUACCUUUGGAUGGGCAUCUCUGGUGUUUGUGCUAAAGAAGGAAAAAUAUUUUGAAGAUCUUUGCCCAGAUGCUGCAAAUCAUACUACCAACUCUACUGACAGCUGUCUUCCACAGGAUGAACAUCUUUCUCUUAUAUUCACAGUGGCUGCUUUCAUGAACAAUCUAAUGACCCUUCCAUCUGGUUACGUUUUUGACCGUUUUGGAACCAUGGUGACAAGGUUUAUCGGCAUAUUAUCGUAUACAACAGCCACCCUAUUUAUCACUCUGUCUACAGCAGCAUGUUUCUAUUCAGAGAUAGUCCGCCAUCACCAAACAUUUGUGCUGACUCAGUGCGUUGUUCUGAAGAUGUUGGUCUUGAUGCCAAAGCCCCAGUGCAUUCGGCUCUUGAAACUCGUGUACGGCCUGAAGUAG
Molecule: messenger RNA, 558 nt
Organism: Nanorana parkeri
Lineage: Eukaryota; Metazoa; Chordata; Amphibia; Anura; Dicroglossidae
Product: solute carrier family 43 member 3-like
Exons: 5
Coding region: 1-558 (185 amino acids)
Source: RefSeq, a predicted model, not a curated record